AUGGAAGGAGAAGGAAAAUCGGAGAUGGAAUACACGGACAUCGAUACUUCCGCAGAUUCUAUAGACAGUUCUGUGAUAUUCCACGUCGUCACGGACAUCCUAGGGUUCGUACUCUACAUGCACCAGCAAAUCCCUUCCAUCUUGCAGGAUUUGAGUCUUGAAUAUGAAUCACUGCGAGCAGAGUAUAAGGAUUUGGACACAGUUCUUGCACAAUCAGAAGUAAAGGUGUCCAUAAGGCGAGAACAUGUUGGAAGAAAGAGAGAGGUCAAACAAGGGAUAAGAAGACUUGACAAUUUGAUGAAUUCGGUUUCUAGUCUCAGAACUGCUCUUCAGGUUACGAUAAGUGAAGUUCCACAUAUCGAGCAAGCUAUGUUGGUCCUUGGAGCCAGUCCUUUACGGCCUCAACAAGUUUAUGAGUUGUUCUUUUCCCAUGGAAGGGUUGUUCUUGGAGGCACUUGUGAUUUUACGAAGAACAAAGCAACAGAAGGGCUUUCAAGAAAGGCUAUUCGAGCACUGAUCUCAAAGGGUGCAGGAUCUGAUUCUUAUGCCGGCCCUACCAAGUUGUUCCUAUUGGUUAAAGCUCCCUCUUCUUUCAAUCUGCCUCUGCAUUUUCUUCCCAAGCGGGACUUCAGAUACAGCAAAAAGGUAGUGCCUUUCAGAUUACGAUUCAAGUGCCGAACCCAAGAUCCAGAAUUGGGCACUCAACAUUCUGAAUCUCAAUCUCUGACCUCUAUCCAUCCGAGGGAUUCUACUUCGAACGAUUUGAUGUGGUUUCAAUGUAGGCAUAUAAUCAAGGGCUUCGCUUGCAGGACAUCACCAACAGAAGAGUGACAAGUUCUCUUACAAUCUUCAGGUUCUGACAUAGACAAGUUUGUCAUAUUGUUUGAUACCAUAGUGCAGUUUUAUUAGCGUUGUCACUUAUUGCAUUCAUCUACAACGACUGUCCUACUUCAUCUCAACCCGUUUUCUGCGUUCUCUGAUUAGCUUUAAUUCUUUGUUUUAUCACUUUGGCCUUGAUAUAUUUGAUCUCCAAUGAGUGAAGCAUCCCGGAUCGUUGCAUGGUAAUGGCUGUUUUCCUUCUGUUCGGAGUGUUGUAGCACUCGUUUUAUCAUGAACUUAAUUAGUUUCCAUCUCCUGAGAACACAAGUGUAGUCACAUUUUCUAUAGCCGUUUCUUAUUUUCAUUCAUAUUGGCAGCUUCUAGUUCCAUUACAUCACCCUUCUGUACAUAGCGU
Molecule: messenger RNA, 1234 nt
Organism: Ilex paraguariensis (yerba mate)
Lineage: Eukaryota; Viridiplantae; Streptophyta; Magnoliopsida; Aquifoliales; Aquifoliaceae
Source: the annotation of a GenBank genome assembly